GGGCUGAGAAAAUACAAGCGAAAAACUGUCGUGGUAAUAGUCUUUGUUUCCCUCCCUCCAUUUAGCUCCCAAACAUAGUGUAACACCCUUAUCUCUUUUGACAGACGAAACUCAAAUCUCUGACACACAAAUCUAGUGUUGAUGUGGCGGCUGCCUCGAUCCUUCUCCCCUCCCCUUCCUGGAAACUUCAAUAUUCAGUAUUCUAAGACCUUAAAAAUGACUCCGCGGACCAAUUUCCUUUAAAUAAGUGUGCGUGAACUCCUGCUCAAGAAGAAAAUUACUCUGGUUUCACUCAGGACUGUUGAUUCUUGAUUGAUUCCUGAGCCAUUUAGUUUCUUAUCUUGUUUUCUUUUAAUUUCCUCAUAUUGUUCAUGGAUACCCUUUUACAAGAAUACCCAAAUUCCAUGAAUAGAUUCAUGUUUGACCAUGCCUCGGUUUCUUUCUCUUCGAAUAGGAAUCUUUUUAAUGGAUAUCAACUCAAUGAUACCAUGAGUGAUCCAAAUCCUUCUUUUAAUUCUUUCAAUCCUGAACCUCCUAAUGACUCAACAUCGUCAUCUUCCUCUUCAAAUUCAUCCUCUGAAGGAUAUGGUCCAAGCAAUAAUGUUACUCUCAAGUUCAUAAGUGAUGUGCUUUUGGAAGAGGACUUGGAGGGUAAGACCUGUAUGUUGCAGGACUGUUUAGCCCUCCAAGCUGCCGAGAAACCCUUCUAUGAUGUCCUUGGUCAGGAAUACCCCCAUUCGUCGAAUCAAUUUCUUUCUUGUUUCGAUAAAAAUUUUGAAAGCCCGGAUAAUGGUUUCACUUGGAGUAGCGGUAUUGAUAGCAGCAACAGCAAUCCUCCUGGUAAUAACUUGGUUGAAAAAUCCGAUUGGAUUUUUGAUCAAGCUGAUUUAGACUUAUAUCAAGUGCAAACCUCUCCAGUUCUCCCCCUCGAAAGAACCCUUCUAGCACCAGAUCUCCACAGUCCGGUGCACCCGCACCCUUUUGAGGUGCUCAGCAAAGGGGGAGGAGAAGCGGACAAUUUUCUUUCAGGUAAUGAUUAUUUCAUGGUAUCUUCAAAGAGCAACUCCUCCAACCCUCCGGACAAGGACGAGGGAGACUACUCACCAAAUAGUUCACGGGGAAGAAAAAAUCAUCAGCGGGAAGACAGUGAUGAUCUAGAAGAAGAGAGGAGCAAGAAGCAUUCUGCACUUUCUCCUGCAGAGUCUGAGCUGUCAGAGUUACUUGAUGAGGUGUUGCUUUGUCAUGUUGCACAAAAUGAGUCGACUUCAUGUUCUCUUCUGGGAAAUUCACAAAAUGGAGCAGCUGGGAAUGAGCAGAGAAAAGGGUCUAAUGGUAGAACAACACGAGGAAAGAAAAGGGGAAAGAAAGGAGAAGUUGUGGAUUUGAGCUCUCUCCUCGUCCAAUGUGCACAGGCUGUGGCAAUUGGUGACCAAAGGACUGCAAGUGAGAUACUUCAGCAGAUUAGGCAACACUCUUCUUCAUUUGGUGAUGCAAACCAAAGAUUGGCGCAUUACUUUGCCAAUGCCCUUGAUACACGCUUAGCAGGCACCACGACACCUACAUUUACACUAUUUGUAAACCCCAGAACAUCAGCAGCUGAGAUCUUAAAAGCUUACCAGGUAUAUGUCAGAGCGUGCCCAUUCAAAAGGAUGUCUAAUUUCUUUGCCAACAGGACAAUUCUGAAACUAGAAAAGAAAGCAACAAGACUACACAUCAUUGAUUUUGGUAUUCUUUAUGGUUUUCAAUGGCCUUGCCUAAUCCAGCGUCUCUCGGAAAGGCCUGGUGGACCUCCCAAGUUACGUAUUACAGGAAUUGAGCUUCCUCAACCAGGUUUCCGGCCUGCAGAAAGGGUUGAGGAGACAGGCCGUCGCUUAGAAAGAUAUUGUGAGAGGUUUAAAGUCCCUUUUGAGUAUAUUCCCAUAGCACAGAAAUGGGAAACCAUCAGAUAUGAGGAUCUCAAAAUUGACAAAGACGAGAAGGUUGUCGUCAACUGUCUAUAUCGGCUAAGGAACCUCCCGGACGACACAAUUGUGGAGAAUAGUGCAAGGGAUGCUGUUUUGAAAUUGAUCAACAAGAUCAAACCGGACAUGUUUAUCCAUGGGGUUGUAAAUGGUAAUUUCAAUGCGCCAUUCUUUGUCACUCGGUUUCGAGAGGCGCUCUACCACUUUUCAUCAUUGUUUGAUAUGUUCGAGGCUACUGUGUCUCGCGAAGAUGAACACAGAAUGAUGUUUGAAAAAGAGCAAUACGGAAGAGAUAUUACCAAUGUGAUAGCAUGUGAGGGUAAAGCAAGAGUUGAAAGGCCAGAGACAUACAAGCAGUGGCAGUCUAGGAAUCUAAGAGCCGGGUUCAGGCAACUUCCAUUGGAUCAAGAGCUUUUCAAGGAUGUGAGAUCUGUGGUGAAAUCAGAGUACGAUAAAGAUUUUGUUGUUGAUGCAGAUGGCCAGUGGGUGCUACAGGGAUGGAAGGGGAGAAUAAUCUAUGCUCUAUCAAUCUGGAAACCAUUCCAGGAGUAAUGCUUAAAAAUACUUAAGAAUUACUGGUUUUUUAGAUCCUACUAGAAGUUGUUCUACAUUGUUAUAUAUGUUAAAUUUUACGUCAGAUAUUUUUAGUAUUGAUGUAAUUUAUAUCCUAAUUCCUAGCAGUGAUUUUGUUCAUAGGUUUACCCUCAUGUAUUGAACAUUCGUAUUCUAGCCAAACAAAAAUACAUUCAAAUUGCAGUCCA
This is a messenger RNA of Populus nigra (black poplar), 2722 nucleotides long. Its product is annotated as scarecrow-like protein 14. Gene Ontology annotation, molecular function: DNA-binding transcription factor activity; sequence-specific DNA binding. Gene Ontology annotation, biological process: regulation of DNA-templated transcription. The transcript is spliced from 2 exons. Bases 372 to 2513 code for a protein of 713 amino acids. Gene Ontology annotation, cellular component: nucleus. NCBI's taxonomy places the organism in Eukaryota, Viridiplantae, Streptophyta, Magnoliopsida, Malpighiales, Salicaceae. The record is from RefSeq and is a predicted model, not a curated record.